This is a messenger RNA of Solanum dulcamara, 1181 nucleotides long. RefSeq names its product dirigent protein 19-like. The coding region runs from base 307 to 888 and encodes 193 amino acids. The transcript has 2 exons. The record is from RefSeq and is a predicted model, not a curated record. Lineage: Eukaryota; Viridiplantae; Streptophyta; Magnoliopsida; Solanales; Solanaceae.
CCAAAGGCUGUGGUAAGACAAUGGUGUGUCAUGAAAAUACUUUUGAGACCCUGUCCAUUUCAGUCUUCUUGCUUGGAGACUUUAAAACUUCAAGUAAAGCGACAGCAGGACUCAUUAAUUCCAUGUCCAAAGGCUGUGGUAAGACAAUGGUGUGUCUCCGGUUCGUGAAGUAGGUGAAAACUAUGGGAGACUGUCACAAAUACUACUGUUAUGAGAAAAGGAAAAAAUGUUGUAGUAAUAAUCUUUACAUUCUUAGACAAACUAUUUAAAGCCUUCAUUAGAAUCAUAUCUCUUUGUUAGACUGCAAUGGCUCUCUCUGUAUGCUACUCUUCUUUUCUUUCUUAUCUUCUUCUUUUCGUUCUCUUGUCUCGUAAGUCUAGCUCAAUUUCUCACCACCACCACCACCACCACCGCCACCAUGAACUCAAAUCUAUCCAUUUUACUCUCUUUCAACACGAAACCAUAAAUAAAACAGCAUAUCUUAUAGUGAAUGGUGUUGCAGGACCAGCCAUAAGCCAAACCACGACCCCUUUUGGCACCUUAUAUGUGUUCCAAGAUCCCUUAACUCUAAAAGCCAACUCAAACUCAAAGAUAGUUGGGACAGCUGAAGGAACAUCGAUAACAUCCUCGUUGAACGGACUGCAGAGCAUAUCUGUUGCUAAGAUCACUUUGAAGAUGAAGUAUUACAAAGGCUCAAUAUCAGUUGUGGGAGGCACACACAAUACAAAGCCAUCUAACCAUCCUGUUGUCGGAGGCACUGGUGAUUUUCUGUUUGUUCAAGGUUACGUGACAUCUUCUCCAGUGGAUCUGUCUGGGAUCACUGUUACUUAUAAGAUCCAGUUUCACCUCUAUUGGCCUCCCUAUGCCAUUCCAAGUCAUUCCAUCUGAUGGUGACUUUUAAGGAUUAGCAAUAACUGAAGCGUGAUGGGAUGGCCUUAAAAGAGAGAUUCACCAACUAAUGACAUAUCCCGAAGCGUGAUGGGAUGGCCUUAAAAGAGAGAUUCACCAACUAAUGACAUACCCCAUAAUAACCUUUCUGCUGUGCAGCAAUAAAAUAUCAUUCUAUAAUUAUUUUCUCUUUUUUAAUCUAUCUAAUAUUCUUUUACUAAAUUUACAGAUAAUUUCAUGUGAACUCGUGUUUUUUGCCCCGUUAUCCAAGUUUAAGCAUAAAGAGGAGGAUU